GGCUUUUGGUUUUGGGAUUUCAAGCACUUUCAACUUUUAUUGUUUCAAAUGACAAAGUCAUGCAAAUGCACAAAUUUGCCGCUCAAAGGGGCAAAUCGAACUGCCGAAACGGAAUCGAAUUUCGAGGCGCUGGCAUUUGACGAAUUUGGCAUGUUAUUCAAUGCCGUCUGUCGUGGAAAGGCAACUGAUUUCAGCUGUAAUCGCUUUCAAUUGAUUUCAAUUGAGCGGCGGUUGGGUGGGGUGGCUUGGACAAAUGUUUUCAUAGUAUAUCAGCAACUGAUGGCAUUUGUCGCCGUUCGAUUUGUCAUUCACAGAGCUCCCGUGGCCGUGGUCAAAGCGGAAAAUGUGCUAGACUGAAUCGAACAGAGCUGCGCAGAAAUGGUUAACCAGGCAUCCACAAUUCAGGCUCUCGGCGGUCAUUCGCCCAUGCCCAGCCCCCAGACAGGCAGACACUGCUCACAGAACCGCCCAAAGGAUGAAAGUGCUGCCCCAGCUGAUCCCGGCAGCGACAUCAUUACCGAUGUGGUUGGCAACUUCGGCAUCUGGCAGCUGCGCACCAUCCUCAUCAUCUUCCUGUGCAAAAUACCUGCCGCCUGGUUCAUGGCCUGCAUCAUCUUCACCGCGCCGCAGCUGUAUCCUCGCACGGAAUACAUUUGCGACACCAGCUACCUGAACAGCAGCUCCAGCUCCAAUUACAACGUCUCUGAUGACCAAUGCUAUGUGCUGGAUGAGAGCUCAGGCAGUCGCAGCGAAUGCGCACAGUUUAAUUACGUAUCGAGCUUUGACUCCCUGAUUAUGCAAUUCAAUCUGGUCUGCUUGCGAGAUAUUUUCAUUGCCUGGACUCAGUAUUGGCAUCUGUUUGGCGUGCUCAUUGGCGGCAUCACGGCCACCAAGAUGAUGCUGGCCAUCAGUCCGCGGAGCACCUACUGCGUGGGUGCCAUAGCUCAAAUCGUGUGUGGAGUCAUCACCGGCUACGCAACGGACUUUAGCUUGCACUGCGCAUUCCGCUGCCUCUCGGCAGUGUGCUGUGCCAUUAUGUUUACCGCCGGACAAACCAUAUUCGCGGACAUUACUGCUGGAAUGCAUCGCAUAGGCGCCAUCAUACUCUACGACACGUUCUGGUCCAUUGGUGUCAUCAUGCUGCCCACGUUGGCAUCUUUCUUCAACAGCUGGUCCCUCAUAUAUGUGGGCAUAACAUUUCCCACCAUAAUGUUGAUUGUGCUGCUGUACUGGACACCCGAUUCGCCACGCUGGCUGCUGCGACACGCGGCUGAUAGCCACGCAAUCGAUAAUGUGGAGCAGAUAGUGCGUCAGGGCGUGGAUAUAAACGAUCGUUGCUAUAAAAUACCGCCAAAUUUCCGUCAGCAGCUGGAGGAACUCAGUGAAAAGCUGAAAACAGCUCCCCACGCACACUGGCCACAGCUCUGGCACGGCAAGCGGGCCAAGACGCACAUGGUCGCUGCCCACCUGUCCUUGGCAUUCUACGUGAUCAAUUUCAUGGGCAUGCUGUUGAAUAUAAGAUCCUUUGGUCGCGACUAUCUGGUGCCCAACACCAUAGCCAUGGGCUUCUCCGAGAUCAUUGGCUGCUUCUUGGCCCUGCACUUUACGCUGAAGCACAACAAAUGGAAAUGGCAAUACGCUGGCACCUUCAAUAUACUCGCUGGCAUGCUGGGCUGCAUGGGAUGGCUGUUCACGGGCGCCGACUCCAUGGAUGCUGCGCUGAAGGUGUCGCUAUGGAUGAUCAUUGCGACGAUACCCAAAGCAGCUGUGUCCUGUGCCCAGUCCAUGCUCCUGGCCUGCAUGAACGAGCUGGUGCCGCCGCACCAGAAACAGCUCUUUGUCUUCUCGGUAGUCACCUGGGCACGGGUCUGGCUGCUUUCCGCACCGUUCUUCAAUGUACUUAAACGGAUUGAUACGGCCCUGUCGCUGACCUCCUACAGCGUCUUCAGUAUUCUGGGCGGCAUCUGCACCUGCCUGCUGCUCACGCCUCGCUUCAGUACAGUGCCUGUGGUGCCGCAGCUGGAGUCAGAGCAGCAGCAGGACAGGAAGUCGCAGUCGCCCUUAAAUGCGGCCAUUUGGACCAUCGAAUCGGAUGUGCACAAUACGCGCUUAUGAAGCUCCAACUCAGAGCAACAACU
This is a messenger RNA of Drosophila hydei, 2138 nucleotides long. RefSeq names its product organic cation transporter protein-like. The transcript has 5 exons. Gene Ontology annotation, biological process: transmembrane transport. NCBI's taxonomy places the organism in Eukaryota, Metazoa, Arthropoda, Insecta, Diptera, Drosophilidae. The coding region runs from base 379 to 2115 and encodes 578 amino acids. The record is from RefSeq and is a predicted model, not a curated record. Gene Ontology annotation, molecular function: transmembrane transporter activity.